AUGUUGCUCAGUAAAAAGAAAAAAGUUCUUCUACAUCUGCUUUUAGAAGAAGUAGACGAAGAAGAAAUGAUAAUCAAACAUAUACUAUGUAAUAAAGCAAAAAAAGUUCACGAGAUGUUUCGAGCUAGAAAAAUGGAAGGUUUUUUUAAUAUUUUAAUUGAAAAGCAUUUAUAUCGAGACGACAGAAAAUUUAGAGAGUUUUUUAGGCUAAGUUGGGAUCAAUUCAACUAUGUUCUAAACCUCAUCGAAGAUGACAUAAAAAUAAACCCUUGUAACAAAGUUGGAGAACCAAUUACUGCGGCUGAAAAAUUAGCAAUAACAUUAAGGUAA
Messenger RNA from Macrosiphum euphorbiae (potato aphid), 330 nucleotides. The record is from the annotation of a GenBank genome assembly. Lineage: Eukaryota; Metazoa; Arthropoda; Insecta; Hemiptera; Aphididae.